Messenger RNA from Phymastichus coffea, 1777 nucleotides. RefSeq names its product forkhead box protein fkh-2-like. NCBI's taxonomy places the organism in Eukaryota, Metazoa, Arthropoda, Insecta, Hymenoptera, Eulophidae. The transcript has a single exon. Gene Ontology annotation, biological process: regulation of transcription by RNA polymerase II. The coding region runs from base 165 to 1340 and encodes 391 amino acids. Gene Ontology annotation, molecular function: DNA-binding transcription factor activity; sequence-specific double-stranded DNA binding. The record is from RefSeq and is a predicted model, not a curated record. Gene Ontology annotation, cellular component: nucleus.
UCGCUCCGAGAAGGUGGCUCCGCGCCACGCAGCGAGCAGCUCGAACAGUCGGAACUCGGUAGCGCAGUGCCGCCCGGCGCGGCGGCCAGUGAACGCGUCCGCAGUCACGUAGUGAACCGACCUGCCAGUGCGAGUCGCGGACAAAGUGCGUCGGGUCGGGGAUAAUGGUGAACAUGGAGGGAUCGAACGAGCAGCUCACGGUCUCGGCCUCGCCGCCGCCCGCGCGCACCAGCCUCGGCAAGAGCAACUUCAGCAUCCGCGACCUGGUGCCGGAGGCGUGCGCCGGCACGUCGAGCCGCAGCCACUCGCCGCUCGACGAGCGCAGCGACGACUCGAGCGAGGACCUGGACGUGACGGGCGACGCCGAGGGCGCGGACACGCCGCCGCCGCUGGACUGCAGCGCGCGCGGCGCCGACGGGCCGCGGCCGGCGGCGGGCGCCGAGCCGGCCGACGGCGCCAAGAAGAAGGCCGAGAAGCCGCCCUACAGCUACAACGCCCUCAUCAUGAUGGCGAUCCGGCAGAGCCCGGAGAAGCGGCUCACGCUGAACGGCAUCUACGAGUACAUCAUGCGCAACUUCCCCUACUACGAGAACAACAAGCAGGGCUGGCAGAACUCGAUCCGGCACAACCUGUCGCUGAACAAGUGCUUCGUGAAGGUGCCGCGGCACUACGACGACCCGGGCAAGGGCAACUACUGGAUGCUCGACGCCAGCAGCGAGGACGUGUUCAUCGGCGGCACCACGGGCAAGCUGCGCCGGCGCAGCACGGCCGCCUCGCGCUCGCGGCUGGCCGCCUUCAAGCGCAGCGCCGUGCUGCAGGGCCUCUACCCGGCGGCCUACGCGCCGCACGUGUCCUGGCCGGCGACCGCCGCCUCGCUCUACGGGCUGCCCUACCUGCCGCGCGCCGCCUACGCGACGCCCGCCGGCUACGCGCCCGGGCUGCUGCCCUGCAAGCCGCAGCCGCUGCCGGCGGCGCCCGCGGCCAGCCCGCCGCGCGCCCACGGCGGCUUCUCGGUGGAGCGGCUGCUGCAGGCGCCGGCGGCGGCCUACGCGGGCCCGGCGCCGCCCGCCGCCGCCCCCUACGAGUUCUACGCGACGCUGCGCAGCCUGGCCGCGCACCAGCACCAGGCGGCCCUCUUCGCGCAGCACCAGCAGCACCAGUCGCGGCUCUACGCGCAGCAGCCGCCGGCGCUGGGCCGCGCGGCCUCGGCGGCGGCCUCGCCGGGCAGCAGCCCCGAGCCGGCCUCGCCGCACGCGCCGCGCUCGCCGCCGCCGCCGCCGCCGCCGCCGCCGCAGCUGCUGCUCAAGCCCAUCACCGUGCUGACGGGCCGCCAGAGCUGAGGCCGGCCCGCCUUCGGGGCCCGGCCGUCCUAGUCGCCGCGACGCACCAGUGAUCGCCCUCGCACUCGCGCCUCUUGUACAGUUCCGCUCCCCUGUAAAUACUCUCGUGGCGCCUGCCUCCAGUACUCCUCGGUGUAAAUAUUUCUGUAGAUAAAACACGUUGAAAGCUUUAUUAAACUUUAAACGACUGCAACGAUAGCCGGGUACUUUGUCGUACCGUCUGGAUUAUUCUUGCCAAUUUGUACAUACGACCAUUAUUGCAAAGAUUAUUAUUAUUAUUAUUAUUAUUAUUAUUAUUAUUAUUAUUAUAUCAAUUAGUACUAAUGCAAUACUAUCGAUGUCGACGAAUCGAAGCCAUCUGUAAAUAUUAUGCAUAGAUUUAUUUCGAUGCAGAACGAGGAGAGAUAAGACAUGUUGUAGACACGUACAUUGAAUAA